This is a messenger RNA of Phytophthora megakarya, 594 nucleotides long. NCBI's taxonomy places the organism in Eukaryota, Oomycota, Peronosporomycetes, Peronosporales, Peronosporaceae. The record is from the annotation of a GenBank genome assembly.
AUGAUCGACAACGCACUUUAUGGAUUCACCCGGAUCCCGAAGUCUGAAGAUCAUGGAAUUACUUUGGAUGUGUUUAAGAACGGGGAACCGGUGGAUCCAGACAAGCCAUCGGUGCAUGGGCGUAGAUCAUACAUCGACCACAUCCUGAUCCCAGCCAAUAACUGGGAUCAACUAUGUGAUCGAGUUGAAGGUGUAGUCGAAGCGUGCGAUAAGUGGAAUCUGUUGAUCAGUGUGGUCAAGAGUUUCUGGGGAAUGCCUAAUGUGGAAUAUCUGGGUCAUAAGGUCUCCCACAAUGGACUGGAGGUGAACUCGAAAGACCUGUCGACAUUGACGGAUCUAGCAUUUCCGGGAUCACUUAGAGCCAUGCAGUCAUUUUUGGGAAGUCUAAACUAUUACAGCCGAUUUAUCGAAGGCUACGCGAUCUACGCGUCAGUUCUGUAUGAGUUAGGAGAAAUCGACGUUGCUGUGAUGAUGAAAGAGACCACCCAAGCGCAAAUCCAACAAGUGUUGAAGGCGGAGAAUGCUGAUCAAGGAUCGCGGGAAGAUCAGGAAGUCGACCACCGAAAGACUUUGGAUCCGGAGGCGCCAUACUGA